GCCAAGAAGAAAGGUUUGCUCCCAGGUGGAACAGGGAUUAUCCUCCUCCUCCCCUUAAGUGUCAUGCUCAAGAGAGACACUCUGGCAACUUUCCUGGCAGAGAUUCACUUCCCUUUGAUUUCCAGGGGGCAUUCAGGACCUCCCUUUGCAAAUGUAGAGGAGCAUUCUUUCAGCUAUGGAGCUAGAGAUGGACCACAUGGUGACUAUCAAGGAGGGGAGGGACCUGGACAUGAUUUCAGAGGGGGAGAUUUUUCAUCCUCAGAUUUCCAGAGCAGAGAUUCAGCACAGUUGGACUUCAGGAAUAGGGACAUACAUUCUGGGGAUUUUCGGGAUAGAGAAGGACCACCUAUGGACUACAGAGGUGGAGAUGGUACUCCUAUGGAUUACAGAGGCAGGGAGACUCCUCAUAUGAAUUACAGAGACAGGAAUUCUCACCCUAUUGACUUCAGAAGUAGAGAUGUUCCUCCAUCUGACUUUAGGGGGCGGGGCACUUACGAUUUAGAUUUUAGAGGCCGAGAUAGAUCCCAUACAGAUUUUAGGGGAAGAGAUUUAUCAGAUUUGGAUUUUAGAUCCAGAGAUCAGUCUCGUUCUGAUUUUAGGAACAGAGAUGUAUCUGAUUUGGACUUCAGGGAUAAAGACGGAACACAGGUGGACUUUAGCCGAGGUUCAGCUACUACUGAUCUAGACUUUAGGAAUAGGGAUACGCCACAUUCGGAUUUCAGAGGUAGACACCAUUCUAGGACUUACCAAGAUUUUAGGGGCAGAGAGGUAGGACCUUGUAUGGAAUUUAAAGAUAGGGAGAUGCCCCCUGUGGACCCAAAAAUUUUGGAUUACAUUCAACCUUCUACACAAGGGAGAGAACAUUCUGGUAUGAAUGUGAGCAAGAGAGAAGAAUCCACACGUGACCAUGCAGUAGAAAGACCUGCUUUUGGUGCUCAGAAGGGAGAAUUUGAGCACUCAGAAACAAGAGAAGGAGAAACACAAAGUGGAACCUUUGAACAUGAAUCUCCAUCAGACUUUCAGAACAGCCAAAGUACAGUUCAAGACAAGCCAAAGCUUUCUGCAGGUGAACAGCAGAGUUCAGAUGCUGGUCUGUUUAAAGGAGAAGGUGAUUUGGACUUUCUUGGUCGACAAGACACUGAUUACAGAAGCAUUGAAUACUGUGAUGUGGAUCAUAGGUUGCCAGGAAGCCAGAUGUUUGGCUAUGGCCAAAGCAAGUCUUUUCCACAGGGCAAAAUGUCCCGAGAUGCCCAACAGGACCUUCAGGAUCAAGAUUAUAGAACUGGCCCAAGUGAGGAGAAACCUAACAGGCUUAUUUGAUUAAGUGGGGUGCCAGAAAAUGCCACAAAAGAAGAGAUUCUUAAUGCAUUUCGAACUUCUGAUGGCAUACCUGUAAAGGAGUUGCAGUUGAAGGAGUAUAACACAGGUUACGACUAUGGCUAUGUCUGCGUGGAGUUUUCACUCUUGGAAGAUGCCAUCGGAUGCAUGGAGGCCAACCAAGUUGCUUUAUACUUCGGUCAAAUGGUGCUGAAAGGAUAUAUAUUUUUAUAUAUGGGGAGGGAGGGUUUCAAAUAA
Molecule: messenger RNA, 1575 nt
Organism: Peromyscus leucopus (white-footed mouse)
Lineage: Eukaryota; Metazoa; Chordata; Mammalia; Rodentia; Cricetidae
Product: RNA-binding protein 6-like
Biological process (GO): mRNA splicing, via spliceosome
Cellular component (GO): nucleus
Molecular function (GO): RNA binding
Source: RefSeq, a predicted model, not a curated record